GUGGUGGGUUAAUCGCGUGAUAACAGUGUUUUCUUGUUUUCGUUGUGCAAGUGGUGAAAUUGCUGUAUCGCGUGGUGCAUUUGGUGGUGUGUUGGUGCAUGACGUGCCCCUUUUUCGGUUGUUUUGAUUUGUUGUGCUUGCGUGCCGAGUGUUCUGACUGUUGAUUUUGACAGUUUGUUUCGAAGGGAGAGAGAGAGUUUGCUGGUCUUUCUCUCGCAGUUUUCUCUGUGUUGAUUUUUUGUAUGACUAGUCGAAGUGUUUGGUGAGAGUGACAGAUUGUGUUUCUCACCACGCCGCCAAGGCACCGUAUCAUUCACCUCGCUCUUCGGCGGACACCAUUCGCCACCCUCCAUCCAUACCGACACCGUAGUCGUGUAGCUGCCGUCACGGUGCGAAGCGAACAGAGUCGUUGAAGCGCUUUAACCUUUCUGACAUUGAAACUGCUCGCGUUUGGCGAGUAGCACUCACUCUUCUCUGUGAAUCGGUUGCGAUCGGUAGCAAACUAGAGUCUUUUCUUGCACAAAGGCAAGAAAAGAAAAAAAAAGUCGGAAGUUAUUACUUUCAUUGGCGACGAGUCUUCCAAAAACGGACCGGGAACGGAUGGUUUAACCUGUCGUGAAGUGUUUUAUUCGGUGACCGUAACUAUUUAUAUGGUUUUCAUUGCGGGAAUCAUUUCGUUUUGAUCGGGAACCGCGAGUAGACGGAGGUGGCCAAGCAGGAAGAAAAUUAGCAGUUAUCGAAAAAUGGCUAAAGACGAAGAGGAUGAUCUGCUGCCCGACAAGGAUGCGGCUAAGGGAUUCUACGCCAAGUACGAACCGAAGGAGAUUCUGGGCAGAGGCAUCAGUUCAACGGUGCGGCGCUGCAUCGAGAAGGAAACGGGCAAGGAGUUUGCGGCGAAAAUCAUCGAUCUCGGUGCGAUCGAAUCGGGCGAUUCCAAUCACAUGCUGGAAGCGACCCGCCAGGAGAUUCAAAUCCUGCGCCAAGUGAUGGGCCACAAGUACAUCAUUGAACUUCAGGAUGUGUUCGAGUCGGACGCUUUCAUUUUUUUGGUGUUCGAGUUGUGCCGGCAGGGUGAGCUGUUUGACUAUCUGACCUCGGUGGUGACGCUGUCCGAGAAGAAGUCACGCUAUAUUAUGAGGCAAAUCUUCGAAGGUGUGGACUACAUUCACUCGAAGAACAUCGUACACCGUGAUCUGAAACCGGAGAACAUCCUGCUGGAUGACUGUCUGAAUGUGAAGAUUACCGAUUUCGGCUUCGCACGGAAGCUGAAGGAAGGCGAGAAGCUGUUCGAUUUGUGCGGCACGCCUGGUUACUUAGCCCCGGAAACGCUCAAGUGUAACAUGUUCGAAGAUGCACCCGGCUACUCCAAGGAAGUAGACAUUUGGGCGUGUGGCGUUAUCAUGUUCACACUGCUGGUCGGUUGUCCCCCGUUCUGGCAUCGGAAGCAGAUGGUCAUGCUGCGGAACAUCAUGGAGGGCAAAUAUAGUUUCACGUCGCCCGAGUGGGCCGACAUUUCAGAGGACCCCAAGGACCUGAUCCGCAAGUGUCUGGUGGUGGACCCCAGCAAGCGCAUCACCGUGACCGAGGCCUUGAAGCAUCCGUUCUUCAACACAGUACUUUUCGAACAAGACAUUGGCCCGUUGAAGCGCAGCCUGUCGGCCAAGUCGCGACGCUUGAGUCGUAUCGCCGAUCUGGCACUGAACGUCACGGCGGAAAAAUUACGCAAACAAAGUCAGUUUAACGCUAGGAAAAAGUUCCAAUUCGCUAUCCUAUGUAUUAGAGCAAUGGUUAGAAUAAAGAGGCUACGGUACACGCCGGAACCGCUGCGGGCCGAGGACGCCCUAAGAGACCCCUACCGCAUCAAGGUGCUGCGAAAGGUCAUCGAUGGCUGCGCAUUUCGAGUGUACGGCCACUGGGUCAAGAAGGGCGAGGGCCAGAAUCGGGCCGCCCUGUUCGAGAAUACGCCUCGAUGCGAGGUUUAUAACCUUUAUAUCAACAGCCUUAACCGAUAGGCUGUAGCACAGAAGCGAAGAGC
Molecule: messenger RNA, 2035 nt
Organism: Aedes albopictus (Asian tiger mosquito)
Lineage: Eukaryota; Metazoa; Arthropoda; Insecta; Diptera; Culicidae
Product: phosphorylase b kinase gamma catalytic chain, skeletal muscle/heart isoform
Exons: 11
Coding region: 744-2012 (422 amino acids)
Biological process (GO): glycogen biosynthetic process; protein phosphorylation
Cellular component (GO): phosphorylase kinase complex
Molecular function (GO): ATP binding; phosphorylase kinase activity; calmodulin binding
Source: RefSeq, a predicted model, not a curated record